GAAAAUCUCCAGCAUGGUGAGAACACAACCAUGCUACCUAUAGUCCCCAACAAAAGAGGGAGAAAGACGAGUACUAAGCUUGUUUUUGAAGUAGGCUUUUCCUUUGAACCUCCAAAAUUUUGUAAAGAUGAAAACAUUGACUUAGACAAAGAAUUGUUGAAUCUAUACGAGGAGGGAGCAAGCAGAGGGAAUCAUGUUCCCAGAUUUUCAAUGAAAGGAAGACUAGAAAAUUGGCUGUUGGAAAAAAGGGAACGCUGCACAAGUACAACUACAAGUACAAAGGAGGAGAGAAAAACGCAAUAUACUUACUAUCAUCACUUGAGUUCAAAUCUGAAAUUCCGGUCUCAGCCAGAAUUAAUACAUUUUUUGCUUCAUGGAGGUCUUCCUCACAAACAACAUCGAAAGCAAGCAAAACAUGGAAACAAAAAACGAAACCGUGGUUGCAAGAAAAGAAAGCUGGCUGAGUAAGACGAUUGAGAAUGAGGAUAUGAUUGAAGAUCACCUGAAUAAAUUACUAUAGUUAACGUUUAACAAAAUAGUUUGUUUAUGUGUGAACGAGACAUGUUUUUGUGAGUAUAGUUUUUUAUUUUCUUAGCAAUUGUCAAGAUGCGACAACUGUUGUUUUCAAGUAGUGCUUAUGUAAUUGGUUAUAGGCGGAUAGUAGAUACUUUACAAUUUGGGACUAUUUUGAAGGAGUUGCAUUUAUUGUCUGUUGUAAUGACUUAUCAUUUCCAUUAACGAAAUUGAUCAUGUCAGUUCAAAGGAAA
Molecule: messenger RNA, 767 nt
Organism: Glycine soja
Lineage: Eukaryota; Viridiplantae; Streptophyta; Magnoliopsida; Fabales; Fabaceae
Exons: 3
Coding region: 31-468 (145 amino acids)
Source: RefSeq, a predicted model, not a curated record